Histoplasma capsulatum G186AR is the source of this 2596-nucleotide messenger RNA. Its product is annotated as PHD finger domain-containing protein. The record is from RefSeq and is a predicted model, not a curated record. The coding region runs from base 1 to 2223 and encodes 740 amino acids. Gene Ontology annotation, cellular component: Rpd3L-Expanded complex; nucleus; Rpd3L complex. Gene Ontology annotation, biological process: regulation of DNA-templated transcription. The transcript has 4 exons. Lineage: Eukaryota; Fungi; Ascomycota; Eurotiomycetes; Onygenales; Ajellomycetaceae.
AUGGCCACUGCUCUGGCCCCGGGCGCUGCCCACGCCGCAAACAGCACCACCAGCACAGGUCUCGGACCCAGCACCACCUCGCACUCCAACUCCAUCCGCCAACCCGCCCGCCAAACCCGCACAAACCCCAGCCGCACGUCCAAAACAGCCAGCCGCACCACCUUCGCCAGCCUGGGUCUCCACGGGAGCAGUGGCGUAUACGGGCUCGGUUCCAGCGUCGGUCUCGGCGGUGCUGGUGCUGGUGCUGGUGGUGCCGGAGGAGGCGCAAGGCGCGAAUCAGCUGCGCGCAACAUCCCGCACGGCCUCUACCCGGCUAUCACUCACUUCACGGACGCCAUUACGGCGCUGCCCAAGGAGUUUCGGAGGCAUGCGUCGUUGCUGAAGGAGGUGGAUGGGAAGGCGUGGGCGUUGGAAGAGGCGUUGUCGAAACAGCUGGAUGCGGCAACGGCGUCGACGCCUUAUGCGAAGUUGAUGCAGGGGGGUAUACCGACGAAAGAACCGAUCAACUACGACUCGCCCGAGGCACUUGCCCGCAGGAAGAUUUUCUUUGACCUCCGCUCCACUCUCUCCGACCUUAUGAUUACUACCGAUGAGAAGAACCAUGUGUUGUGGAAUGCGAAUAAUGAGCUUGAAAAGCAGAUUAGGCGCAUUGAUGCGACUUUUCCAUACGUUGAGGGCGAGAUAAGUGAAGAGGCCCGGCUAGGUAGCCUCACGCACUGGGCAUAUUCGAACAAGACUGUCGCAAAGACCACGGGCAAUACAUCUGAGCGUCCCCGGCGUGAAACUGCCGCUACCCGUGAUCAUAACCUUGCUGCGGCUCUCGAGGGCGAAGCUAGACGGGAGGGCGUUUCCCGAAAACAUAGGCGUACUUACGGUGAUGUGGAUGCUGAAGACGGGCGGAUUCCAACUCGGAAAGGCACGGGCGGUAAAGGGAAAAGCAGUGAAACGCUGUCCAAUAUCCCAAUUGGCGCGGGUGUUGCUGCUGCGAGCUCUGCUGCUCCUGCUAAACGGAGGAGAGUCGAGAAACCUCAACCCAUAGCUUCUGCUACCGGUUCCGCAAUGGAGCGGUCGGCUAGCACGACGACGAAUGCAGGUACUGGACGAGGUGCUGUGAAAGAUGUUUCUGCUACUGAUGGCGUGAAGAAGAGAGUACGAGCGCCGAAUGCUAAUCCUACGGGGAGGAAAAGAACAAACACAACGGCGUCCGCGACUGGAUCUCCAGCGCUACUCCCUUCUUCCGCUAUACUCCCCCUUAACGCUUUGACAAAAGCUGCCAGCCCCGCUCCCAAUAUUAUUCCGGUAACACCAUCCUCCCGAUCGCAGCUAGCUAGUACCCAAGUAACCAAUGGCCGUCAGCGGCCUUCAUCAUCUGCGUCGAAUCGGGCGCCUAAUUCAAGUACGUUGCCCGGACCCACACCUGCAUGUAUCACCCGCCUGGACGUCCCUAACCCGGUUGUUCCGAUCGCAGAAAAACCCACUUCUUCAGACCUCAAGCCCUCCACUUUAUCCAGGGAUACUGCUAUUACUAGAAUAGAGCCCACUUCUUCUACUCUAGCGGAAGUUAAUAAGGACGAGAAAGCGAGUCCUUCCAUCUCCACUACCCCGAGACCAGCGGAGCUCGUACCAAAACAGGAGGACACAGCUCCUGCUAGCUACAAUAACAUCAAUAACAGUAAUGCCAAUAACGCAACCAAAGCUGAAGCUGGCUCUAGCUCUGAACCCCAACCAAAAGGCCGGUCAUCCAAAAAUUCAACUCCAGUGCUCUCCGCUUUACCCGACCUAUCGCAACAACACUCGCAGCCACAACGGACCACGAGACCGCGCGGCGGUACUGUGACAGCGGCGGAUGGCGGAGGACCAGGCGGCCCUAGCACCUCCAGCGGCACCGGUGCUGGUUCCGGCGCUGGCACCACCAAACGAUCACAUAAAAAGGGUGCAGGGCUUGCACCAGCCGCGCAGCAGCUUGUCGCUGCGGCCGCAACAGAAGACGAGGACUCUUCACGCCAAGGGGAUGAUGAAGAGGAAGAAGGAGAGCCGAGGUAUUGUUACUGUAAUCAAGUUAGUUUUGGGGAAAUGGUUGCUUGCGAUAAUGAAACGUGUCCGCGCGAGUGGUUUCAUUUGUCGUGUGUGGGCUUAUCAAGGGCGCCGCUGAAGAGCUCUAAAUGGUAUUGCAAUGAGUGCAAGGAUAACCUGAAAAAAGGGAAAUUGGGGAAUGGGAAAUAAGAUGUAAUAAUCUGCCCGCUCUAUUUUAUUAUCACUCACCUUGCUCAUCUUUCGUCCUCCUUCUCUCGGAUGAAGCUAGACAUGGACCAUCGAUCGAAUUUGCCAUGGUUUAGUUGAUCCUUUUUACUUAACUUGCAAAUAUAGUCCUCGCCCUCUUUUAAUAACUCUUGUCCCAGUCCCACCCACCUUACGCUGCCAUUUCAUGAAUGUCACGAUUUGAAAGGAAAAACGAGCCAGAGAGAUUCCGCCAAAUAAAUAGCGGAAUUUUGGCCUGGGGUGUUGUUUUAUUAGUGCUAGAUCUUGGGGAGGGGUUUCUUCAUUCCUCUUCUCUCUUGCUCGGUUUUUGUAUUUCAACGCCUUAAAAACUGUCCAG